ACUCAUCAGGGGAAACUCUUGAGCUCUAUUGCUCAGAGUUGCUCUGCUUGUUCAUCUCUGCGACGUUGUUGUUUUGUACGUUUCUGCACCGUUGAUGAAAAUUUUGAUCGGCCUAUUUAUAUAUAUUCGGUGAUGGUUGCGCGUUGAAUCAACUACAAACCACGAGGAUAGGGCCUUGAGCUUAUCGGCUUUUAUCAAUCUUGACGGACUGAAAUGGAUGAACGAAGAGUCGCAGAUUAUUUUGUUGUGGCCGGUCUGCCUGGCCAGGACAACGAAUUUCAGUCGAACGAGGAUGAGUCGGAAAAGUUGGAAGAUUGGUGCCAAGAAGGUACUCAUCUUAAAGACACGAAUAUGCAGGCUCCUAUCACCGAUCUCGCCGUUAUCUUCCCGGCUCUUGGUGAACAGUGUCCCGAAGGUUUUACCCUACUGGAAUACACUGUUUCGGGCUUUCCUGCAGAUCUGAAUCACGGUAGUCUCAGAACCAACGAAUGUUAUUUGUGCUAUCGACGUGGAAGGGAUAAACCACCUUUGGUCGAUAUAGGUGUAAUUUAUGACGGAAAAGAGCGUAUAAUGCAAGAUGCAGAAAUGAUACUGGAAACACCCAAUGGUCAUGUUGCGAAUGUGAACAAUUCUACAUCGAGAAUUUAUGUGACUUAUAGACGAGCAAGUCCAAAGAUGCCAUGCAAUUCGUUGGUGGUGACAGACGUAUGCGUCAUUCUACCAAACAAGGGUGAAACAACGCCUCACGCAUUUUGUACGAUAUACAAAAAUCUCAACAAAGGAAUGCUUGGCAGCGAUGUUUUCCUGUGUUACAAAAAAUCAAUGAAUCGAGCAAACCUCAUAUCGUUCAAACCAACGAUAUUGUACAAAUAUCCAAUGACCGAUUACAAUACUUUUAUUUUUCCAAAUUCGGUCGGUAUGUUUUGUUUACCGAUGGGCGCGACCAUUGAAUGCUGGCCAAAAGUUGCUUGCAAACCGAAACCUGUGUUCUCAACAUUCGUAUUGACCGUCGCUGAUGCCGCACAGAAAAUUUACGGCUCGGCAAUUACCUUUUACGAGGAAGUUUUGCCCGAUCCCAAUACACAAAAUUGCAAUAGUUAUCUCGAUAAUGUGGAAAAAGCUGAGUACAACAUCGAUAACGACGAAGGUACGGAAAUAUCAGUGAACAAACCUCAAGUGAAGAUGAAGCCGUUCAAAAAAUUUGGUAUACUGAAAAAGUUGAAUUUUGCGCAAUUAGAAAAAUUGCAAUAUACCGAUCCGGAAACACAGUCGUUGAACAUUAGUAAAUCCAUAUGUAUACUAUCUCACUGGCCGUUUUUCGAUACGUUCGAGAAGUUUCUCGUUUAUCUUCACAGUAUGGUGAAUGGGAAGCCACAGAAUGUACCUAUCGAAAAGUACAUCUCGUAUUUUCUUUGUGACAUACCAUUCCCGAGUCCCCAAAGGCCUAGAAUACUCGUUCAACUGAGCGCUCAUCAUCGAUUGAUAUUGACCCAACCGGAGGAUUUAGCGUUGCCACGAUCGGGGGCAAGUUUUCGUCAAUUAUUGAGCAAUCUUGGCCCGGAUAAUUGCCUUCUUAUACUUUUAUUGAUACUGACGGAACAAAAAAUAUUGGUACACUCUUUGAGACCCGAUGUGUUGACCUCCGUGAGCGAGGCUAUUGCCAUGAUUUUAUUUCCAUUCAAAUGGCAGUGUCCUUACAUACCGCUGUGCCCAUUGGGCUUGGCUGAGGUUUUACACGCUCCACUACCAUUUCUCAUCGGGGUUGAUUCACGCUUCUUCGACUUGUAUGAUCCACCGUCUGACGUAAAUUGCGUUAAUUUGGAUACAAACAACAUAGCCAUUUGUGAUGACAGGAAAUACCUUACGGUCAAACUAUUGCCAAAGAAGGCAGCGAGAAUGCUGAAGAGCUGGUUGGAAAUUUUGUAUUCGAAGCUGAGCUCAAUGGGAAAGAAUCACACGGCGCACAAAGAAAAGAGCGACCAAGAUUUCAGUGUGGACAAAGAGUUUCGACAGAAGCGCAAGGAACAAGCGAUGGAGCUGGAAAUUCAGGACACAUUUUUAAGAUUCACAGCCAUGAUACUGAAGGGUUACCGAAGUUUUUUACUCCCCAUCACUAAAGCACCCACCGUCGGUUCAACCGAUCCGACAAGUUUGUUUAAUAUACAGGCUUUUUUACGGAGUCGGGACAAAGCUCACGCCAAGUUUUACAGUAUGCUUGUAAGAACACAGAUGUUUAUCAGAUUCAUCGAAGAGAGAAGCUUCGUUUCGGACAUGGACAUGGCGGGUUUGGCAUUUUUCGACGAAUGCACGGAGCGCGUUGAAGAAGAAAAUGUGACGUUCUUGGAACUCGACGAGUCACAGCACAGCGAGCGUACAGUAUUUAUCCCUCCGCCGGAAGCUGGCCUCAAUCAAUCACCCGUUGUUUACAAUACUUUCAAAUUGGAUCCUGCCCUUAUGAGAGUGCAGAAAAAUCUUGGCGUCAAAAAUCCUGCCUUAAGUGCCUUUGGUAUCAUACCUGGGAGUCCUAUGGCUCGCCGAACAAAACACGAAAUCAAAGUUGCGCAGCGAAUGGCUCGUAAACAGGCUGCUCAUCCUGCAAGAUGGGGCAGAUGUCUACUGGGCACAUGUUACAGUCUAUGGUUCCUUCAUUUGCCGGCCAUGCUACAAGUAUCGAAUCAAGCGGUAUCAAUACUUCACCAAGCCUACGAGUUACUUGUAAAAAUGCAAAAGUUACGCCUGGAUCCGAUGGAAGAGGUUUGCUAUCGGGCCAUGAUGCAACUUUGCGGUGUCUACGGCCAGCCGGUUCUGGCCGUUAAAUUACUCUUUCAUAUGAAACGAAGCGGCGUACAACCGAACGCGUUGACUUAUGGUUUUUACAACAAGGCGGUUCUCGAGGCAACGUGGCCGUCCGACAUGACUAAUUCGAGCCAACUGAUGUGGAACAAAUUGAGAAACGUGAUCCUCGGUGCUGCACUAUUCAAAAGAGCUGGGAAAAAAAGUGCGCGUAGACGCAUGAGUUCGAAUCCCGAUGUUUUGAGUGUCGAUGGCUCCAAAAACGAGGGUAUGAUGGAACACGCGGUUUCGAGGUCAAGCCUCGACAGUACGCACUCUCAAGAUACCGAGGCACUUCACAGCGAUCUCCUCGCAGGUAGUUCAGUACCGGAUCUACCAGGAUUCAGCCUCCUAGAUAUGAAACCAAAGUUUCUUCGUCAGAAUAGUAUCGUAAAGGAUCAGGGAAUACUGUGCUCGACCCAAUCAGAAAUUCUUGACAGAUCGACAUCGGAAACGAGACUACCGAGUCACGCAGAAUCACCGGUGAAGAGUCCGGUAAGAACGCCGGUCACAGAAAACGAUCCGCUCGGGGCAUUGAUGAACGACGAAACGCCGAUCGUAUCACCUUCGGAAGAGAACGACUCGAAUUGCUCCACGAGUACGCUUACCGUCAUUAACAAUGCCGUUGCAGCUGAGAGAGCAGGAGGACCUUUGUUGUUUCGGAGCAGCAAUCCCUUGCCACGAAGCGCGACCUUUCAUCAGGCGGUCGAUGAGACAGGCGGAGGAAUGAGCGGACAGUUGCAACGAAGCGAAACAAUGCCGCACUCGGUCGCCCAACAGAUCGAUGAGGAGAGAGAAAAAGAGAGACUGGAAAUUGGCAGCCUCUGGGCGCAAAAUAAAGAUAGCGUCACGUCUAGCUUAUCGAGCCUGGGAUCUAGCCUCAAAUUGAGUUUUGGACGUUACUCGACCGGAGGACUGGCGUUUGUGAAGCACAAGGACACAGGUACACCGAACCAAUUUAUCGAGUCACUUAGCCUUUCCAACUACAUGAGUCCCUCGAGUCUGACGGGAAAAAAAUCAAACGAAAUUAUUCUCGGUGGCUUGAACAGUCUGAAAUCUGCGGCGACGACAGUUGUGAAAAAAUUCGAUGAAAUCAAAGAAGCAAUCUCGGCUACUGGUACGCCGGUCAAAAUGAAGGAGCGUGAACAGAGAUUAGCCUACGGAGUUUCUCACGAAUCCCUCGACUCUUUGACAGAUGGCUCCCAGCAGGACCGCAAUGAAAUGUCCGCCAGAGUCUCCGGUGAUUCUGGUAUCGAGGGAUUAGGUUCGCUCUACGAGCUCGCAGAUUGCAUGUAUCCCAAAGGGUCUCGCGAUUUAGACGAACGUUUGGCGAUCGAGCUUGUUCUAUCUAGCGCGAGUAGAUGUCACCAUUGCGCCGCAAUCCUUUAUGACGAGGAAAUAAUGGCUGGUUGGCAACCCGAGGAUUCUAAUUUGAACACAGUUUGUCAAUUUUGCGACAAAGCAACCGUUCCACUUCUGACCAUUACGAUCUUUGAUUACAGAUGCGAAGAUGGAGAAAGAAUCAACGAUCCUCUGACCGGUGCGUUGCUCGAACUGUUGGACGAACCGAAGGAAUUGCCUGAGCCUAUAACCGUGCCGUACUUGAACCCUCUCGUCCUACGGAAAGAAUUGGAAAAUGUAUUGAGUCAGGAAGGAGAUGCUUGUUUAACGAAGCACAGAUUUAUCCUGGAACAUCCGAUCGUUUAUUGGAAUUUGAUAUGGUACUUCGAAAGGAUCAAUCUAACGAGCCAUUUGCCUGAGCUUUGGCUGAACGACUGCGAGGACAAGGAAUUUCACGCCAAUGCCGGAUUAGUCGGGGUUAGAACGAUGUGGGACAACGAGAAACUCCACAUGGAUCGUUUACCGAUGUAUCUCCAAUGGAAACAAAACAACAAUGAUGACAGAACACUGAUGCAAAGUAUAAUUACCGAUGUUCGUCAUAACGUACUUGCUGAACCAAUAAAAAGAGUGGCCUUAGAGAGAAGCAACUGCGAGACAACGGAGCAGUCAGCACCGUUUUCCAUUUAUCGUGACAUAUUGUUUUUAGCUUUCACUGUUUUGGGAAGAAGCAACAUCGAUCAGGGUGUUUUCGAUCGAGAGUACAUUACGACUUUGGACAAGUUACCGGAAAGCGAGGAAAAGUUAUUGAGAAAUAUCGACGCCGCGCCAUCCACGACAACGCUCUAUUGUAGACAUUAUUUUAAGCCGCUAAAUGUAUAAAAAAUCAGGGGAGAAUGAGAAAAUAUGACGAGAGAGAGAGAGAGAGAGAGAGCGAGAGAGAGAGAGAGAGAAUGAGAUUACUCGGAGAUACGGGAAAAGAAUCUUAACCGAUCCACUCUCGGAUUGCUCUGGUCUGAGCUCCCGAAAGUUUUAAACAUAAAAGAAUAACCUACAAAACAAAUUCGGAUCACAAUUCGAAUGAGAAAUCCUUCAGAGAUACUUUUUUAACGGAACGCAAAAAAGGUUACUAAUAUUUGUUCGCAGUAUAUAUAUACAUAUAUAUAUAUAUAUUCGUUAUAGAAAAAUUACUAUUUAUUGAUUUGUUUCUCACGAAAUUUGUUUUUCAUGUGUUUUUCAAAAAUUUUCUUGUAAAAUAAUUGAAAUGAUCGUUUUACUCUAAAACUUUUAACAAUAUGUCGCUGUAAAUUGAUCACUCGACAUUGCAAUAUUUGUAUAAAAAAAUGUUUUUUUUUCUCUGUUGAAGUACUGAUCCAAGAUCUGACUAUUACACGCGUGCAAUAAGAGAAAUUGCGUGAAUUUAUUAUUUUGCCAUUAACGCGCUCGCUAAUGGAUUGACACUUCAUUUCAGCUUGUUCUUCCCUUCAUCUCGAAAAUAAUUAAACCAUUUAUCUUUUAGUCCGAUUUAUUAUAACUUGGUUUCUUCGUCCGAUACGAUUUACGUUGGAAAAAUGAGCACGCGAAGGUCUAACAUCUAAGAUCUAACACCAAAACAAACCGAUUACAUUUGGGAAUACCAGUGAGCUUCUCACCAUCAGAGGUCCGAAUACGCCUGAACGAUUGUACGAAGGAAACCUCGAUGGAAAAGAUUAAUGAAAAAUUUUCGUGAUUUCGAUGGGAAUCGAUGACGCGCGUUGAUACUUCGCUACCUCCGUCACGGCAUUUAGAAACUCGUAAAUAUUCUUAGAUGAGCCUUCAUGCUCGAAAAUUAAAAAAACGAUGCUAUGCUCCAACACCAUGCGCGCUCGCGCCCGUGUCCGAAAUUGCUGAUGACGCGCAUCAUCGGAGAUUGAAAAUUCUGUUGCCCGAGAGUACGCCCUGUCAAAGGUUUCUUCUUUUCUUCCAUUCAUUCAACAAAAUCGGAUAAUCAAUUGAUUUCUUAAUCUCCGAAACUUUGUUAUUCGUCAGUUAAAAGCUACAGUCUAGCGAACCGAUGUAUUUUCGCUCAUGAAAAAAUGCCUCAAGGGUGUAGAGAAUAUUAUAUAUAUGGAAAAUAAAAGAAAGUUGCGGUAUUUUAUAAAUAA
Messenger RNA from Venturia canescens, 6314 nucleotides. It is a transcript of the gene Crag, whose product is annotated as DENN domain-containing protein Crag. The transcript is spliced from 19 exons. Gene Ontology annotation, cellular component: cytoplasmic vesicle. Bases 214 to 5052 code for a protein of 1612 amino acids. The record is from RefSeq and is a predicted model, not a curated record. Gene Ontology annotation, molecular function: protein binding. Gene Ontology annotation, biological process: regulation of Rab protein signal transduction. NCBI's taxonomy places the organism in Eukaryota, Metazoa, Arthropoda, Insecta, Hymenoptera, Ichneumonidae.